AUGCUGGUAAGAACGGUCGUGAUCCUAUCCACCCGUUUCUGGAGAGAGUGUUCCUCAGCGGUCGAUGGAAAUGUUCUCAAAGUACUAUUCCAAGAUGUUAGCUCACAUCUCAUCAUGGGAUUUCUCGUCGCAGUGGAUGCUGAAGACGAACUGAAGAAAGCAUGCGGAUUCACCUGCAAGUUGAUUACGUGGCUUCUGUAUGGACUCACUGACAAAUUUAACGAGAAUAAACUUUGGUUCCAGCACUUAAACAAAGCCCACAUUUCUGUUCAUGUGUACAUGCAACCUCUAAGCUGA
This is a messenger RNA of Ostertagia ostertagi, 297 nucleotides long. The record is from the annotation of a GenBank genome assembly. Lineage: Eukaryota; Metazoa; Nematoda; Chromadorea; Rhabditida; Trichostrongylidae.